Messenger RNA from Trypanosoma cruzi, 6270 nucleotides. RefSeq lists its product as uncharacterized. The record is from RefSeq and is a predicted model, not a curated record. The annotation marks the transcript as partial. The transcript has a single exon. NCBI's taxonomy places the organism in Eukaryota, Euglenozoa, Kinetoplastea, Trypanosomatida, Trypanosomatidae.
GUGGCGGAGUUGGAUACAUCGGGUGUCCCAAACGUUCCGCAGAGGCUGCGCGAGGGAACACUACGAUUUGUUGCGGAGGAUCCCGGCGAGGCGAUCGACCUUGGCGUGCCGUACACAUCUCGCUGCCCGCCGCGGGUUGUGGAGCACACAGUGACGGUGGUGGCUCUCGCGGCACCGCCCAUUGUGCCGGCCCUGGUGCCUUUUUACACGGAAGACGACUGUGUUCAUCUGCGGGCACCACGCCCCCGUUGGAAGGACGAGGACGCACGCUGGCACGUUCCUCACUGCGAGGAGGCGCCACAGUCACCACCAUACAUCGCGGGGCUGGAGAAAGGAAAGAGGGCAGAACAUAACGUUUCUUCAUUAGAAGAGGAGGAGGUUCAGGAGGUGCAGGUGUGCGGCAUCCAGGUUUACAGGUGGUGUGAUGUUGUUUGGACGGCGCGGAACCCUGUCGCGGCUGUCACGCAGACGUUCUCCCUGCGGCGCUGCCAAAGUCCCCCACAGCUGCUGUUUCACAAGGACGGCCUACAGGAACCACGCGACAUUUCGCUUUCCGUUUACGCGUUGCCUUUGAUUGAGUGGCUUGACGGAUAUGACGACGUCCCUGAUGACAUGGACGUUGGAGGGAGCGCGAAGAAUACGACGGCACAAGUGCCUCGCUACACAGCACGGCGUGUCAUUCCAGUUGCGGGCUACAGCGCGACGGUUGGCUACUCGUUCAACUACUCGGGUUUGCAACAGGACUUUGAGGUGACCUUCAAAUACGCCCAUGACGCCGCACAUCAGCUGGGGGUCACGCAGCAACACUUUGAACGUGUAGGCGAUGACGGUCUGAGCGAUGAGAUGGCCGCUGCCGCUGCUGCAGCACCGCUACUCCUCCGCCGCUCCUUGCUGUCGUUGGAUGGUGAUAAGAUGAGAGAUGAUAGAAAUGAUAGAAAUACUAAUGAUAAUGAUAAUAAUGAUAGUAUGGCAGAUGAUAAGAGCAUCCUGCGUGUUGGGGAUACAGAGGAGGCUGUGAAUUUGGAGCAGCAAGUGGCUGACAGGGCACGAGAGCGCGAUUAUGCGUUGGACCUUGCGUCGGACACCCGGUUUUUUUUUACACAUCUUUCCGGGCUUCGAAAAGUGUGGUUUAACGGCCUCGACAACAGCUCCCAUUACCCACUUCUGUACAAGGUGUGGCCCUCCCCGACUGCAACGGGGCCAAGCCGAGACGCUGCGGAAUUUGCACGACGCGGGAUGUGUCUUCUGCAGCGUGGAAACAUCUCUGUUUUUUCGGUCAAUCCUCGUGGUGUAGUGCCGGUUGUGGAAAAUGGUGUACUUCCGUUCUGCUACCCGUCAUUUCUGUUCUCGCGUCAUCCGUGGCUGAGCACAAAGUACAAAUUUGAUUUCUCGUGGUCGUGCGAGGACGAUGGCGUUAUCGUGGUGGAGCGGCGCACACCGACAGCUUCUAUUUUGCGUCACAAUGGGCCUGCGAACGACACACGCUGCAGUUUGACAGUGCGGAAUGACUUGACAGAAACCGUGCAGAAGGAUACUUUUCUACUGCGGCGAGUUUACCCAACACCGUUGCCGCCGACGUUUGCAAUUUUGAGUGGCAACGCUGCGAUGGGAGAGUGUUUUGCAAACGGCACUACACGCUCCAAGCAGACGACACGUUUAGAGACCAACGGUAGCCCUGACACAACACACAGAAGGACAAGAACACGAUGGAUCUUUGGGAAAAAACUUAUUCUUCAUGUCGAUGCCCACGUGGGGGGUCGGACCUCUAGGUGGACGGCCCUCAGCGUCGUGCCGGCGGUUCCAUCCCCCGUUGGCACCGGACGGCUGCUUGAUUCCAUACAUUUCCUGCCACUCCCUCGACAUCCGCUUGCGCUUGAAAGGGGAUUUGGGGAUGCCACAGUAUUGGUGUCAGGAAUACGCGUCCCUGGGCUGUAUACGUUUGGCUAUUACCACCCGGAUCCCAUGUAUCCAGGCGUCUGCCCGAACUCGAGUAUCGUGGAGACACUACACGUUGUGCACGCGCAGGUCAUUGAGAAGGAGCUGACGGUUUGCGGAGACUCCGCGGUGCUGAAGGCCGUACCUAUUCCGCGUGAAAUUGGAUGUGAGUUCUUUGGGCAGUGGGAGGUGGUGUCGCUGCAGACGUCCGAGAACGAGACGUGGACUAGCGGUGCCAAUUUUACGGGUAUUCGAUUCGAUCACGGAAGGAGGCCAAGAACAGUAGUGCGUGGACUUCCGUUUGGCAUUCUUACGGUUCGCUGGGCUGUGUACGCUGUUUCUCCCACUGAUCCCGAUACGCAGAGGAAUGACGAGGAACGACAGGAGAAGCAACGGGGUCUCUUGGUAGACUACGAAACCGUGCGUCUGCUGGUGUUGACGGAAAAUCUUCCUUCGAACCGUCUUGUUACGCUUUCACAGAGUGUCUACCUUCUUGCUACCACCUCCACUCUGCAUUGGGUGCUGACGGAGACGGAGGCGUCGUCCAGUCCUCUGACGCUGCGUCGUCCACGUCUCCGCGUCGAGACUGUGUCAAACGAGAGCAGCACGGGUAGCCGUUUCGGUGCUGGGCACCAAGUCGUCAUUGUGACAAACUUGCCCAUUGGCCUGACACGCCUGCAGUACGAACUUCACCUCUCGCCUCGUGCGUUUGGCCCGAUGUUGACGAAGAGGUGCCCAUAUGUGCCGCGCCAAGAAUUUGAGAUUGAGCGCGUGUCGGCUUUUCUCUCCGCAAACACGACGCUCAGUCACGAGUGCGAUGCGUACUCCGGACGUGGUCAAAUUUCCAUCUGCUUGCAUGCGGAGGGGGCGCAGAGCAGAGGCAUUUUAUUCACAUCAUCAUCAUCUUUGCCGUCGUUUGGGGCGCGUCUUGUUGAGCCGGCAUCAUUUGAGGCGAUUGUGAAGUCCGGCGCGGCCCGACUUGAGGCGCGAGGAUGUUCGCUGCCCUGGUGGGUCGCAAGCCAGACACGUUGGUCGAACGUCCAUGCCGACGCCACAGGGCGCUGCGUCUCCGUCACCGUGACCGCAGCAAGACAUUUGCACCCACAAGAGGUUUCGCAUCACAUGUUUCUGGCACAGGAGCAACUUGGAUCCUCGCGUUUGUGCCCUCACGGCGGUGAUUUUAUGACGAGUGAAAUCAUCGAUGGGGCGACAACGUGGGGCGACGGCGGAUCGACGCGCAAUUCACUGUUUCGUGGCGGUGAAAUUGCGCAAUUUUUGCCGUUUCUCCAUUUUGCCACUUUAACGCGUGAGGAGCGUUCCAUGCGUCCCAUGUUAAGUCUUCUUGGCGUGCCUGACAUAGUUACAACAGAGCUUGACAUCAGCAACGAGGGAAAAGCGGUGGUCGUGUUGCUUCGCCUCGACACCGCGCAGCCAAAGCAGAUGGGGGGCUACGUCCACGCUGCGGAAUCAUCGGAAGACGGGCGGCAACGACACAGUCUGCUUGCGAAUUGUGCCCGCGGCACCGUUCGGGCAUCCGAUGUGUUAAAUUUUUGGACGGAGGUGAACCGCCCCGAUGGCGCCGAGGGGCGCACCGCGCGUGAGUGGCUGGAAUAUGUUGCGGCGGUGCGAGAGAAACACGUGGGGUGUGAGCCGCUUUUUGUCUCCCUCGCCCACCUCCUGCCGCGGCCGGACGACACGGAGGCGACACUGCGUCGUCGCCAACUCUAUCGCGUACCGCCGAAGGAGCAGCGAUUGGUGACGCUGGACGUCAUUGAGCAGCAGCUGGAGGGGUUGCAACGGGAAUAUCGCUGGACGCGCGAAGGCAUCGACGUGACGGGGCUGCCCCCGGAGUUGCAGGCCGCCCUCGCACGUCGCCGCAUCACAAAGAGACAGCUGGAUGAGAUUGAACGGGAGCGCCGUGCAAAACGUGCCGAGAUGAAACAAGCGGAAAUUCCGGCAUUGCUGGCGAAGUUGACAUCAGAGGAGCGCUUUGAGAGGAUACUGCGGUUGUAUGAGGGCGUCGUUGAGGAGGGGGUCGCCGCUAUCCGUCUGACGCUACCGCCUCACGAACCCUUCACGGUACCACACAACCUUUUCCUUCGCGCCGCGGUACAUAAAGACGUGCUCUGCGGCACCAACGUCUCGGCAGGCGCUGACCCGGCGUCACUGGUGUUGUUUGGUCGGGUGGAAGUGAUAGACGUUCCACCCGCGGUGGGGGCGAGCCCUGCGGCGAUCAAGCAGUGCGAGGUGGAGGGCGGCGUUCCUGUUAUUCAAGUUAGCGUCAGCGGGACAACGUUUGCCGCGAUGGAUGUGUUCCCGACGGACCGCGUUCUGCUGGAGGAGGUGCACAAUCCAAACAGCACGGGUCUCACUGAGACUUCACCAGAGGUGGGUCUUUUGCCAUGUCUGCAGCAAAUGCAUUUCGGGAUGCGGGUGGCAGCAUCGUCCAUGACGAAAAAGCAUCUGUACCUGCAAUUAUCACCAUGCCCUUUUUUUCAGAUGUUAAGCCACGCCGAUUACGACGAGCAGCAGGAUAGCGAGUUGCUGCAGAAAAAGUUGUUUCUUCCACGGUUGCUCCGCAUUACACUCCGCGGUGUGCUUUCAGAGGACAGUCACACAAAAGGGAAAACAUCCGUGUCAUUUGUAGUGAAGGUGCUCCCGACGUUAGCUCGAUUGCAUCUUCGUACUCUGCCUGCUCCUGAGGAAGCCACGGCACGAUCGUCGUGGUCGGGGUCAAUUGCCCGACGUCCGCUUUUGAUGUGUGAGGGGGAUGUGCGUCGCCGUGGUGCAGAGUUUGGCAUUGAGCUUAUUGGUGAUCGAUGGCACGAUCAUGUGGGAGGGAGGGGAAUACACGAUGACGAUAUAACGUCUUUGCCCGAGAAUGCCUGGUAUGAGAACGGCGCAGGUCGUAUUGGUAUUAGUGGCACCAUUAGCAGUAGUCGUAGUGCUGUUGAUGGUGCCCGUUAUCGAUCACCGCAUAACGUGGCACUCAUCAAUAGUUUUAGCAUUGUGGAACACCACCGCCUUGACAGCGCCCAUCAUCUUCUUCUUCGGCAUGGCGGCCUGUACCGCUCGGACUUUGUGAAUUAUCUCUUCUCUAUUAUGGCCAGGCCAGAGAUUACCCAGCGGCAUCAAUUUGUUUAUCGGUACAACGACACGUUUGUGAGUGUUCGCAUCCCUGCGGCUCAAAGUGACUUGAAUGAUCUUUUCCAUGGUGACGAGUACGACGGCACGUUCGACGAUGACCAUCUACCCCCUAUUCGUUCCUUCAGCACCAUUGAGGAGAUUUUAUUCGCUGUGCCUGGUAUCGCAACAGAGUGCCGCGGGUGUCUGUUGGCGGACACCACUUAUUUUAUGGCUGGGGACCUGACGGGCCUUUGGUUCUUUCCGCCAGCUACAUCGCCGCCGCUUGACAACCGUGUGUUGGUGGAGCCACUUCGCGUGCCUUUUUACGCAGCCUCACGAGUGCCGCGAGAGUGGCGUUUUUCAACGUUGUGUCCAACCGAAGCGUGGGAUAAUCUGCAGCUCUUCUUGAGGCACUGGCAGCCACCACGUCUCCAACGAGGCAGUGCACCGUACUUACAGUUUGAGUUGGUUGUCUACAAUCUGCGUGACAUUCUUGGAGGCGAGGUGCCGCUGUCGAGGCGUCCGAACGCCAUUCUCACAGGUCUCCCAGUCUCACUUACGAAGUUACUGAAAGAGGGCCGGGGUAGAAGGAAUAGCCUCGCGGAGGUUGUGUUCCAAGUUAACACGACAGCCGCAGAACGUGCACACGCGACGAUGGCUGCCGAUUUUUCUCGUUACGGGCGUCGACAUCUGCACACUGUGCAUGAUUAUCUGCGGGAUCAUCGCGGGAGUGGUGGUGCGUUGGCAGUGAACGCCUCGGUCUUUCUGAAGGUAUGCGUGCCCUCCACGGCGGCGGUGCCGGAAGCUCAGUGCUCUAUUGUGAGUGUCACACACACGCUUCUCAUUAUGGAAGAACCACGUUUGAUGUCCUACUACGGGCGGCCUCGGCAAGGGUCAUGGCGCAGCAUUUUUGACCCAGCCGCGCUUCUGCAUCACGCCGGUACAUCACUGACGGGAUACAUCAUCUUUCCACGUUUACCGGCACUGCGCCGGACACUUUCUCUUGGAAACACACAUGACGUGGCACCCGCACGGAUUGGCCUGACUGUGGCGCUGUUUGUGGCUGUGGUGUUUCUCUAUGCGAUGGCAACGAGGCUGUGGGCGGUGAUAUGCACGCUUUUAUGGGCUACACUUCUCUUCCUCGUACCGGAGAUUAUUGUGGGCAUUUAUUUUGUCAUGCACUUUCUCUUUUGGGCCUUUGUGAUGUGA